AUGGCUUCCACUCUUGACGAUUCUUUGACAGAAUUGAUUUCAAAAUUAAAAUUCAGCGAGUCUGCGAAGAUCCUUACAGAUGGUUUGUUACGCAUUCGAAAAGAAUUUAUUCGUCGGUCUGAUGGAGUAGAACGUUUUCGGCAAUUGGGAGGUCUAAAGCCAUUGCUUAAUUUGGUGAAGAAGCCAAACGACCAGAUCGUUGACAUUUCGUUGAGCAUUUUAGCAAAUUGCUGUUUGGAAGAAGAGACCAGAAGACAGAUUAAUGUUUUAAAAGGGAUCCCUGUAAUUGUGUGUAUUUUGAAAUCACUGAAGUCAAACAGUAUAUUAAAUAGAGCUUCAAGAGCGUUGGCUAAUCUAGCUAUCAACCAAGACAUAGCUGAAGAAAUUCACAAGGAAGAAACUCCAGUCAUAUUAGUGAAACUUCUAAAAGACUCUGAGGACGAUGAAUGUCGACAAAGCCUUAUUAGAGCUCUGAGAAACUUGUCAAAAACUGAUGAGCAUAGAAAACAAGUUGUGGAAGCUGAGGGACUUGAAACAAUUGCUGAAUUACUGAAAUGUAAACAUUCUGGAGUUGCUACGGCUAGCGUAAGAGCAGUAGCUGAAAUUACAAAGAAUUGUAGUUUAGAGUGUGCACGACAAGUAGUGCAUAGCGACGGUUUUGAGGUUUUGGUCAGAAUGGUGUGUCAUCCCAAAACUGUGAUCCGUGAACACGCUGUGAUGUCCUUGUUUCAUUUGAUGACGCAUCCUGUUGUUCGUCCAUUUGUUGGAAGUGCUGGAGGAAUCAAAACAUUCAUUAAUGACAUUAAGCGUUCAACGAGUACAAUGACUCAGUCGAUACAGUUGCUUUGUCUGUGUUGCAGAGAUGUCAACAACCGUGUUGCGAUUAGAGAUGCAAAUGGACUAGAGCUAUUGCUUGAGAUGUUAAAAUCAUCUGAGUAUUCAAGUCAUCAUGAAAGAAUUAUUGCAUCCUUUCUGUGUUUUAUAUAUGAUGAGCCGAGUUUAGAGGUUAUGAUUACCAAUGAUGUAGUGUCGAUACUUUUAACUCAUUUGCGAGAAUCGGUUACUCCAAGUAAACUUUCUCUCGAUAUAGAGUAUGAAGACCAAGAAGAAGAGAAAACAAAAAGAAAUGAACCAGAGGAAGUGGAAAGUAAUGUGAAACCAUUUAUAUUGAUUGAUGACUCAGACACAACAAAUGCCUCUGGAGAAUUUUUGACACCACAAAAUAAUCGAAAAUGUCCUUCUGGAUUAAUAGUUGAUUCUCCAGUAUCAUCACCACUGCUAUCAACAGACUUGGCUACGUCCAGUAACUAUUCUCCCUAUUUGUCUCCACCAAUGAGUGAUCAUGGUUCUGACACUUAUAGUUUAUCUCCACCGCACCCAUGUAUGUCAUCACCACUAUGGUCUCCACAGGGAAGUAUUGCAUCAAUAUAUUCUGAUACCUCCAGUCUUGAUGGUGGCUUCCUACCAUGCAUGUCACCAGUCAGCUUCAACGAUGAGGGAUCAACCAUCCAAGAUAGCCUGGAUUUGUCUUGUGUUUCUAGUAUGGAACAGCAAGGCAAUGAUGAAGUGGAUAAUGAAAAUGACGUAUAUCUGCAGACAACUGACAACAUGGGGAUUGAGGCUGAUGACAAAGACAACAAAGCAAAUGAUCCUGAUGAUAGUGAAAAUGUAGUUUAUACUGAAGCAAAUGGAAAGACGGCGAAUGAAGCUGAUGGCGAUGAAUAUGGAAUAACUGAAGCCGAUAACAUUGAAAAUACAGUAACUGAAAACGAGGUAAAUGAAGCUGAUGAUUGUGAAGACGAAGUAGAAAAUGAUAACAAUGAAGAACUACAAAGUGAUAAAGUUGCAAUAAAAAGUGCUCAGUCUGCUGGAGCUGUACUUAGUAAUCAGGACAGUCCAUUGAAAACUUUUCAAUUGGUGAAUGUUGACAUGAUUCAAACUGGUCAUAUCCCAGAUUCACAUUGUGAAGUCAUGUACUGUGUAAAGGAAUCACAAAGCAGUGACUUAGAUAUUGGUGAAAUACAAGACAAGUGCAAUGAUGAUUCCCCCAAACAAGCUAAAAAUGUUGUUCACAAUAUAUUACUAUUUCUAUCAAGAAUAUCCCAGAUGGAAGAUCCUAGCAGUGUUCUAGUUACGGAGAAUUAUCUGACAUCUUUGCUAGAGUACACCUCAACUGUCGCGGACAUGUCAAACAGAGCUGUGAGGAUACUGACACGAUUGACGAGGAAUCCGCAUUGCUUUGAAGCAAUGAUUUUAAACAAUGCACCAUCAAAAAUUCAUUUAAUCCUGGCGGCAGCCAAGGAAAAUGAGUCAUCACAAACUAAGCAGUGGGAACAGAUUGCUGAAUUGUUAAUGAAAAAUCUUGGCAUACAGGCAGAGACUCCAUAUGGACAAGGUGUUAUGGCGCAUAGCUUGCUAUCAAAAAGUCAUAAAGAGAAAUUAGCCGCAGCCAUGGCAGUACCUUAUGUGUAUAGCAACUGUAGUCAACGACGGAAGAUGUUACUAGAGUUAAAUGGUUUAGAAAUACUCUUAGAAUCAAUUAAAGUGAAGGAUGAAACAACUGUCAGCUUGGUAAUUGGAUCGUUGUCACACCUUGCAAACACUAUUGGUAUAACCCCUCCUAUUGUGCCAAAGAUUCCUCAACGCAGCAAGACACAUACUUGUUAUUAUAAUGAGCAGCAGUCUAGUUUUGAUGUAAUGUUUAUAAUAGAGGAUACUAAGAUACCUGCCAAUAAGCAAAAACUAUCUGAAGAGUGUACUUUCUUUUCAGCCAUGCUUGUUGGUGCAUAUAAAGAAGCUAAACAAACAGAGAUCAACAUCAAUCAAGUUUCACCUCAAGCAUUUUCGUUUCUCAUGCAUCACUUGUAUGGAUGUUUGUUGGACAGCUGUUCAACCAUGUGGCGUUUAUUAGAUACUACUCAAGAUAAUUUAGAACUUGAAUUAGUCGCUUGUUCAGAUCGUUUUAUUGUACCAAGCCUAUUCCAUACUGUGCAUGAUGUAGUUUUAUUUACUCACAUGAAUUUGAAUUCUUUGGUUCAGUUGUAUGUAUUUUGCUCAACGCAUCAUAGCCAUUUACUGUGCCAAGAAUGCCUAGAGUAUUUGGUGUGCCAGAAAACCAAUUUCCACCUCAGAGUAGCCAUGUUUAAAGAAAUAUUUCGUUGUCAGGGAAAUGAAAGUGUCUGCGAGGAAAUUAGCUUACUUUUGAAAAAGUAUUUGUAA
Messenger RNA from Saccoglossus kowalevskii, 3219 nucleotides. Its product is annotated as armadillo repeat-containing protein 5-like. Lineage: Eukaryota; Metazoa; Hemichordata; Enteropneusta; Harrimaniidae. Gene Ontology annotation, cellular component: cytosol. Gene Ontology annotation, molecular function: protein binding. Gene Ontology annotation, biological process: anatomical structure morphogenesis. The record is from RefSeq and is a predicted model, not a curated record.